Messenger RNA from Ectocarpus siliculosus, 2079 nucleotides. NCBI's taxonomy places the organism in Eukaryota, Phaeophyceae, Ectocarpales, Ectocarpaceae. The record is from the annotation of a GenBank genome assembly.
AUGACCACUGUGGCAACACCCGACCAGCGACCAACCGAAAGACGGACAACAUCAGGAGUAGCAGACGUAACGGUGGACAAGCUCGACGGAGAACUGCAGCAGCAGCGGCGGCGGCGGCGGCAGCACGACUCAGUUGCUGGCGUGUCUGCAGAGUGUCGACUAAGGCGAGAGCUGAGGAAGCUGGGAAACCUGCGCCAGCCGCAGAACGUUCUAGAGCUUCUGGCAGCGGCAAAGGGGCGAGGGGAUCCUUUGAGUCUGCGGGUGUUCAACGCGGCCAUUACCGCUGUAGCUCCUUGCGAGGAAGGGUGCAAGUUCGCGCUGAGGCUGCUGAUUUUGAUGCAGGAGGAGCGUAUAGCUCCCGACCGCUUCACGCUUACAGCGAUCGUGGCAAGCUGCUUACGAUGCCAAAAAUGGGACGUCGCGCACGGGGUGCUGGAGAAAAUGGAACUCCAAGGAAUGAGGCCGCUUGACCUGCGCCCAAGCCGGCUCACCACAGCUCCGGGCGAGGCAGGCGAGGCAAGGGAUCGAGUGCGGCGCUUGCUCGAACGUCUCCGAUCAGCCGACCUCGGGCCAGAGGAAGGCCUUCGACCGCCAGACCAACUACGCAAGGGCGGUGGCGGUGGCGGUGGUGAUUUUACAGUUCGGGAUUUCCGACAAAGGCGCGUGAAGAGCGUUGUUAGGGUCACGAGCGGGAAAGGUGGGAAGGGCGCCCGCCCGUCGGAAAACAAUAGCAGGGGGACCUUCCGCCACGUGGGGACUACUGCUGCGUCGUCACCAGCAGGUAGUGCUGUAUUGGUGGAGGUACCGCCGAAAGCCCUAAGUAGUUUCAGAAUGGAAAAUUGCAAGUUUCAGUCUACGUCGUGUCGGAGAUUUUCGGAGAACAUUCUUCCACCUCUUCGCGAAGCUUACCUGAAAGAAACGUCGAAGAAUCUCACAUCGAGCCCAACAUUUUCAAACGCUGUCGCAUCAUCAGCGGCAGACGGCGACGAUAAGGUGGGCGUUUUGCUGACGGCAGAGACGCCUCCCGGAGAAAAAUUUUUCCUGUCCGAGUUGAAGGCGGCCGCCAACACCAAGAGCUGGGAACGUGCUCUCAACCUUCUGGACGGUAUGCGAGAGGCCGGCUACGCGCCGCACCCGGGGGCCUAUGCCUGCGCCAUCAGGGCGUGUGGGAAAGCGGGGAAGUGGGAGCACUCCCUGGCGCUAAUGGACGAGAUGCGCUCGAGCGGGGUAGAGCCCGGCGAGGGCUGUAACGUGAUGGCGCUUAAGGCGUGCGCCGAUGCCGGGCUGUGGGAAAAGACUCUCGGGAUGCUCAAAGACAUGAGGGCUUCGGGCGUCAACCGGUCUGAGAGCACCUUCGUGGUGGCGAUGAAGGCCUGCGGCGACGCCGGUCGGUGGGAAGAGGCGUUGGCUGUGAUGGACGACAUGCGCAGAGAUGGCAUACCCCCAAUGGAAACGACCUACACCACCGCGAUGAAGGCUUGCGGGAGCGUUGGCAAGUGGGAGCAGGCGCUGAAGCUGUUCGAUGAAAUGAAAGACAUCGGCAUCGCACCAACUGAGCAGUGCUAUACGGCCGCCAUCAGGGCGUGCGCAAAGGCUGACAAGGCGGAGAAGGCGUCAUCGCUCCUGCUCCAGAUGUGUUCAGCACCGGGAGUUUCGACGAAUAUGUCGAGCUUCCGCGCGGCGAUGGAUGCGUACUGCAGGGCAGGAGACUGGGCGUCGGCGCUGCGGCUUCUGGAAGACGCUCGAAGAUACCAGCUCAAGCCCAACACUGCCGACCUUCGCACCAUGGUGGAGGCGUGUGGAAAGGCUGAGCAGCACGAGCGGGCUCUGUCCUUGCUGGAGGAGAUGCGCUCCGAGGGCAUGAAUUUGCGAAGGACGGGGGAGAAGCUGUGGUGGGUUUUCAACACCUGCCGAGACAAGAAGGUCAAGGAGAGAGCGUGGGUGCUCAUGGAAGUGGAACAGACGCGCGAACGCGUUAGGCUGAGAGCCGAGCGUAAUGCUCAAAAGGCAGCUGCAGAAGAAUCAGAAGCAGCAGCAGCAGCGCCGUUGCGACGUACAGCCACCACUCCGACGGUUUGA